Molecule: messenger RNA, 1808 nt
Organism: Exophiala dermatitidis NIH/UT8656
Lineage: Eukaryota; Fungi; Ascomycota; Eurotiomycetes; Chaetothyriales; Herpotrichiellaceae
Exons: 2
Coding region: 132-1277 (381 amino acids)
Source: RefSeq, a predicted model, not a curated record
AUCCCAAGCACUCUUCAAUCCCAAAGCCCAAAGCUUUAGGCUUUGGGCUCUCUUUGCAUCUCCCACUCUCCGGCCAUCUCUUCUCAUUACACUUCCCUGCUUCAGCUUCAGAGACCCACAGAAACUAACCCAUGCCCAACAGGAUUCUUGUGACAAUGUCGUCGCAAGAUACUAGCUUUGACUCUGGGUCUUCGGACUCCAGCGUCAGUGACCUGAGGAGGCGCCGGCGGGAUACCAGGCCUCGGCCUUGGUUGACCAACAGCGUCCUCCGAGGACGGUCCCCUUCUCCUUCUGGUGCCGACGGCAGCAUGGAUGCCCCCAUGUUGUCGGACGUCACCACUGUGCCACUUGCCCCUACCCUGCCACCCUCCGUCCCCGUCGUUCCGGAUCGUGAGGGAGCACCGAGUAGGGACGACAACACCAAAAAAGAGCGAGAUUCGUCUCGUCUCUCCCGCGCCGCCGCGAAGGCCAAGACUACGGUCAAGGCCCUAGCAAAGGCGGCCGGGUCAAAGAUCCCCCGCUGGGUGGGUCUUAAAGGUGUUGCGUCCCGAAAGGGCUCCUCUCCAUCCAUUGAUGGGGAGGACAUGGCGCAGGGUGGGGGCAAGCCCGCCACGUCUCCCACCGGCACAGGGGAGACAACCUCCGCGUCCCGGCUUCCGGUUCGCGCCAAGGAUUCGCUCGUUGGGCGACGGCCUGCCGCAGGGCAGGUACGAUUCAACGAGCCCCUUGGUGCUCAUGCCGUGUCGACCAGGGACAAGGGGGUCGGCAAACGUGGGACUGGGGGCUCUCGUGGGGCUGGGGGUGUUGGUGGGCGCGGGCUGCGCGGACAAGGUCCGGCGGAGCCGAACCAGAGUUGCUUUGGGCCGGAGCCCAUCAGGACCCAUCGUCGUGAGUAUCAACUCACGUCGAUCCUGAAGCACCGGCCUGGACGCUCUGGGGAGGCUCCGGCGGCGAAGGCGGCUGCCCCGACUUCUUCUUCUUCGCGGUGGUACAACCGCGGAAAGAAGGAGAAGUUGGGGAAGAAGGUGUUUGUGCUGCGGCGGCCGACUUUCCAGUCGCCCGCCCGUUGCUUCCCAAAGACCCUGUACAAGGGUUGGGUUUGUGACGGGUGUGGCCUGGAGCGGUGCAACUGUCCGGCGACCCGCGCCGAGGGGAAGUCACUCCAUGUCAAUAGAGUUGACUGGUUGGUGAAGCAGCUCCAGUUCGGUUACGACUACCUGGAGCUGUCAGGAGGCAUGUGGUGCGGUGAGAUGAAUGACCCAUUGCUUGACCUUUGAUUAGGUCUUCCAUAAGCUUUGUGGUCGGCACCAUGCCUCCCAGAAGGAUGAUGGCGGAGGAGGCUGACAUGGCUGGUUGACGUUUUCGGGAGGGCUAUUCCUGAUAACUGAUCCUGUCUUGUUGGCCGUGGGAGUCUUGGGCCGCCGGGGCUCUCACUGGAUGGACUUUGCUUUUUGUUGUUGUAGAUAGGUCAGGCUAUGCGCUGGAGCAGGAAAGGUAUGUUCAAAAAGGGGCCAGCCAUCCUUGCAAUCGAGCACCUUGUCUUUUUGUCAUGUAUAUAGCUGCGCACAGAAAACACAAAAUCGCUGAUGGGACUUGACGGAGUACCUGAAGCACCAAAAAAAGAAGAAAAGCUCACAAAAUCAUACUCAAAAGGUGGGGAGCGGGUUGGAUUAGAUAGUUGUGGCCAUUUUUGCUUUUUGCUUUUGCUUUUGCUUUUCACAGAAAACACAAAAUCGCCGAGGGUACUCGACAGAGUAUCCGAAGCACCAAAAAAAGAAGAAAAACUCACAAAAUCAUACUCAAAAGGU